This is a messenger RNA of Wyeomyia smithii (pitcher-plant mosquito), 2344 nucleotides long. Its product is annotated as zinc finger protein OZF-like. Gene Ontology annotation, biological process: regulation of transcription by RNA polymerase II. NCBI's taxonomy places the organism in Eukaryota, Metazoa, Arthropoda, Insecta, Diptera, Culicidae. Gene Ontology annotation, cellular component: nucleus. The record is from RefSeq and is a predicted model, not a curated record. The coding region runs from base 1105 to 2280 and encodes 391 amino acids. The transcript is spliced from 3 exons. Gene Ontology annotation, molecular function: zinc ion binding; DNA-binding transcription factor activity, RNA polymerase II-specific; RNA polymerase II transcription regulatory region sequence-specific DNA binding.
UAGAAGUUGUUUUACUCAUUUUUGAGUACCACCGAAUGUUAUUAAAAUUGAGUAAAUAUUACCCAUAUUAUACCUGAUGCGCGAUGCGUAAAAGUUACUCAUUUUCGACUCAAAAAUGAGUACUUAAAGCUUCAAUGAGGGAAUUUCGGAAAAAUUAUCAUUAUUGACUCGAAAUUAUUAUAUUUUGCAUUUUAAUUGAAUUUUAUUUUAAAAAGGCUUAUUUCCAGAAAUUUACCUUUGUUCGCCGGGACACGGGAGAUCUUAGAAUUUAUUCGCCGUAUAUCCAACCAACGAGUCCUGGUGAAAAAGAAUAAUUAUCAUUAGUUGCAGUCAAUUAUUUCAAAUUAUGAAUUACCUACCGAUAACAGCUUAUUUCAAACAUUUCUAUUUCUUCCUUUUUUCAGACGGUUUGCUUGGUUUGCUUUAAAUUGCAAAAAAUAACAAAAACAACACGCAAGCACCAGUUACCCACAUUUUGAGGAAAUUUGCCGCCAUGAUCAAUUCAAUUCUACUCAUUUUUUUGUCUUCGAACAACUGAAAAAAUGAUUAAAAUUCAACUCAGCCGCUGAGUAUCCCAGACUGAGCGUGAAGGGUUUUGACAGCAGUUAGUGCGCUUCCAGGUCAAAACGAGGUGAGCUGGUGGAAUAAAGAAAUUCGCUAACAGAAUGUGUAUACAGACCGUUUGCAGACUUUUACCAGUGUAAGCGUAAUUUUCUCGAGUUGUGGGAAGAUUUUUGCAGAUUUCGAGCAUUUUUAUUGAUUUUUCGAGCAGUUACAGAAUUUUUUGAAUACAUCUGGCAUCUCUGGCGAUACUGGACAAAAUAAAGGAAAAAAACCAAAAACACAUUUCGGGUAAUAUUGGCCCUAACACAAGUAAAAGAUAUUUUUAAGGCUGUUCGCACUUACGCGAAUUCUCAUAUGCAAUUGUCAAUUUAUGUGUGAAAACAAAAGCAAAAAUAUUUCCCUCCUUCACUUUCGCAAGUAAAAACCUAACCAAUAUCAACAGAGUCGUCAGGGCCAAUUUGUUUUACAUACAGAUUCUUCAAAAUAAACAAUAAACGGUCGAUUAAAAGAUAAAGUUUAUUUUUUUCCUCUGUUCCAAAUAUGCAAAGUUGUAGGGUUUGCGUUGAAACCGUUGUGUCAAAAAAUAGUGAAUCAUUAUUUUCGGAUAAUAAUAUGCUGGCCAAUAUAAUUCAAGAAUUAUGUGGGCUUGAGAUUUUGAGAGGCGAUGGAUUACCUGAAUAUGCUUGUGAAAAGUGCUGCUGGAACCUUAAAGCUGCCUUUAAACUUAAACAACAAUGUAUAGCGUCCGAUCGAAAACUAAGAAAUUGUUUGAAGCAAGAAAAGGAGACAAUCGAUACACUGGAAACAGAAACCGAUGCAGUUCCAAUGAUCAGCUUUAAAGUUAUAUAUGAUGAAAUCUUAGAACCAGAGCCGAUCGAAUAUGUUGAUACUGUUCAUCAAAGACCAACAGAAAAGGAAACAGCUUGGGAGAAGCCCGUAAAGUCCCCCGAAAUCAAAAGUGCAAAACUCGAUAAUUUUACUUGCACAACCGUCAGAUGUUGUGGAUGUGAAACUAUUUUUGAAAGCAACGAUGAACUAGUGACUCACUCUAAAAAGUUUCACGAAUCUCAGCGAACCUCCAACGAAGAACGUCCAUUUGAGUGUACAGUUUGCUACAAACGUUACAUCUCUGAAAAAGGACUCAAAUUACACAAGAAAGGAAUAUAUCAUAUAAAACAGUUCCAGUGUGUUAUAUGCGGAAAACGUUUCAACAAUACAAUCAAUUUGACUAAUCACGAACGCAGUCAUUCAAAGUUGAAACCAUUUGAAUGUACUCACUGUCCGAAAAGUUUCGGCUCGCGGUCGAAUCUCCUAGCACACCUUAAGUUACACUCGAUGGUACCUGAACAUACCAAGCACGUAUGUAACCUGUGCGGAAAAGGAUUCAGCCGAAAAAGUUAUCUUAAACAUCAUUUCUCGCUAUUGCAUAGCGAAGAGACUCCUUUUGCUUGCACAUUUUGCUCAAGCAAAUUCAAAGCGAAGGCCAAUCUGCGUUUACAUUUGCGAACACACACCCAGGAAAGGCCGUAUUCAUGCGAGCUCUGUGACAGAACCUUUAUGUAUCCCACCGAUCGUAAAAGACACAUGAUACAACAUACAGGGCAAAAGCCAUUCAAAUGUAAUGAUUGUGAUAAAGCUUUUACCAGAAAGGCACUUUUGAGAAAGCAUCGGGGCUGUCACGAAACAGACGAAAGCGUAAACAUAGCGGUUAUGUAAAUAUUAUUUUGUGAUUACUAUUAUGUACAUAAGUUAUAAAUUCUAGCAGCAAGAUCGAAGUAAA